AUGCAGUUCACGUCCGCCCUUUCUCUUUUCGCCCUUGUGGUUACACAGGUCAACGCGACUCCAGUGGCUCACACUGUCAAUGUAGGGCUUGAACGGCGACAGACGGCUAGUGGCUGCUACUACUUCUCCGCUCCUCGCUGCUGCGUUCCCGCGGUCUGCCAAUGCAGCAACGGUGCCAUCUACCAGAUCAACCAAGACAACCUCAACAAUGGCCGCCACGGUUGCGAUCCGCCAUGGGGAUACAUUUCCGCAGGCAACACCCAAUUCCCUGGCUACUGCUGCCGGCUUGCUGAGGGACAGCUACCGGAGGGCAUCACUGGAGAGGAGGCUCUUCAGUACCUCAGUGACAAACGCUUUGAUUUGGGCGAACAGUAA
Colletotrichum costaricense is the source of this 375-nucleotide messenger RNA. RefSeq lists its product as uncharacterized. The transcript has 3 exons. Lineage: Eukaryota; Fungi; Ascomycota; Sordariomycetes; Glomerellales; Glomerellaceae. The record is from RefSeq and is a predicted model, not a curated record. The coding region runs from base 1 to 375 and encodes 124 amino acids.